Molecule: messenger RNA, 2328 nt
Organism: Monopterus albus (swamp eel)
Lineage: Eukaryota; Metazoa; Chordata; Actinopteri; Synbranchiformes; Synbranchidae
Gene: zbtb8b
Product: zinc finger and BTB domain containing 8B
Exons: 5
Coding region: 163-1755 (530 amino acids)
Biological process (GO): regulation of transcription by RNA polymerase II
Molecular function (GO): protein binding; RNA polymerase II cis-regulatory region sequence-specific DNA binding; DNA-binding transcription factor activity, RNA polymerase II-specific
Source: RefSeq, a predicted model, not a curated record
ACGCCUUCAUCGCCACCGAUUGGACAGAGUAAAACCUCAUUGUUUGUCGACAGCGGAAAAUGUUGGCUUAUGUGUCGUGCUAAUAUUUAUUCUUUACGUUAAGGUGAAGAUUUUGUGACGUUUAGACCCAUAAUUAAAGGCGGAAUCAACUGAGGUGUUGUCAUGGAAGUGCCUUGCUACCUGCCCAAACUGCUCUUUGAGCUCAAUGAGCAGCGUAAGCGUGAUUUCUUCUGUGACUGUAGCAUCCUCGUUGAGGGACGUGUCUUCAAGGCUCAUCGUAAUGUGCUCUUUGCUGGAAGUGGCUACUUCCGGGCUCUUCUGGUUCACUAUCUGCAGGAUAGUGGUCAACGCCACAGCACAGCAUCGCUGGACAUUGUAACAGCUGAUGCUUUCUCAAUUAUCCUGGACUUCCUCUACUCUGGCUGCUUGGCUCUAAAUAGAAGCAAUGUCAUCGAGGUGAUGUCAGCAGCCAGCUACCUGCAGAUGACUGAUCUUGUCAACUUCUGUAAAGGGUAUAUAUGCUCAUCUUUGGAAAUAUGCCACAAGGAGGAGAGAAACACAGAGGAGGUGGACCAGGCGCAGGAUGGAGGGAUUGGUCCUGCAGACAGUGGUACUCCUGCUGCAACGGUCUCCAAUGGUGCAGGUGCUGCAGAGCCUCAUUCACAGGUUGCAGAGGCAGACAGGGGGUCAUGUUUAGGUCCAGAGUCUCUGACUUCAGCUAGAACGCCCUUGUCUGUCUCUAUCACCACCCCUCCAGGCACCAGCAGGGACAUGGACAGUGAUUACCAUUCCGGGGGGCAGUUUGCAUCUGGGAGUGAAGGACAGAAGGGACACAUAGAUCAGACAAACUUAUCCUCCUCAUCAUCCUCUGCUUUGACCCCAGAGUUAGUGAACCCUAAAAUAGAAUAUGACCCUGAUGAGGAAAUUAUGGAGUCCCCUGAAACCAAAGACAUAGCCUCAUAUCCUGGGCCCUCUCUGCAUAAUCCUCAUCAUAGCAGGCUACUUCCCUCAAGUGCUUCUCCUGCCAAUGAGCGUUCCCCACUGGGAUACAACCCUUCCUUUAAUGCCAGGCAGUUGAUGGAGAUACUGGCCAGAGGUGAAGGCCCCAGUCUUCUGGGGGACAGAGUGGGGCAGCGCUUUACCCACGGAUUAGGUAGCAGUACAGCAGGAGGCAGAAUGGAUGAAGGUUUAGGUUUUGUUGGAUCAUCUAUCAUGGAGAUCCAGUCUGACUGGCUUGGAGAAGAUGCAGGUGAUGGCUUGGUAGUGCCAGUGAAACUCCACAAGUGCCCGUUCUGCCCAUACACUGCCAAGCAGAAGGGCAUCAUGAAGAGGCACAUCCGUUGCCACACAGGAGAGAGGCCCUUCCCCUGUCCCAUGUGUGGUAAGAGGUUCACAAGACAGGAGCACCUUCGCAGCCAUACGCUCAGUGUCCACAGGCACUACUGGCCAGUGUCUUGUAAAAGCUGCAGACGAAGCUUCACUGGAUCCAGUGUUUCACCAGGACUCAGACGCUUUGGCAUCUGCGAAAGCUGCAACUGUGUGACCACUACUCAUGAUGAUUCUGCCCCUGUUCAUCCCGCCAGUCAACCAGAAUCCAUGGAACAUGCAGAUGGUGGUACAGAUUGGUCCAGUUUUAUGGACGAUGUAGAUGAGGUGGAGGUGGGCAGAGUGGAGGACUUGGUGGAGAAACAGAUGCUUGAAAGGCAGCUGGUUGUCUGCACUGAUGUAGCUCACACACUUCGAGUAGCCCAUUGAAGGAAACUACUCCUGUUCAACUGUUCUGCUGUUCACUUUUCAAAUGUGGCCAUACUGAUGUUAAAUUAUUACUGUAAGAUGACUGUAUUUAUUGACAGAUUUCAAACGUCAAAUUAUUAGUCCUUAUUGUGCUCGUUAUUUUGGUCUUUCAUUUCCUGUACAUGCCUUUGCACUGUUGAUUACAUCCAAAUCUGUCUGUAGCUGCUAUACAUGAUUGUCAAAACUGUAGUUUUCUGGAUUUUUUUGGAACUCUGUUACAGUUUAUGCCAGUUAACAGAUAAAAAGAAUUUUGUGGGUAUUGUUUCAAUAAAUGUGUAACUGUUGGUGUGUUCAAGAGCAUAACUCAAAAAUGUAAUGAAUGGAUUUUGAUGAAAUUUUUUGGACAGGUAGGAUAUGUCCUUGAUCUCAUGUUUGUGUAUUCAUGUUCUUUUUACAGUCAGAUGUGUUAAUCUCUCGCUUGACUUGGAUUUCCAUCAGGUGAUCAACCUGCAGUAUUGAUGAAAAAAGUGCCCUUUGAUACCCUCUAGUGAUGGAGAAAGACAAGAAUAAACAUAAUUUUGUGGCAGUUUCAAA